UUCCCAGCAGAGAAGAAGAAAGAAAAGUAGCAAAGCAGAGAUUUUGAUAACAAGGGAAAAAGCUGAAACUAAAUCGUAACAGAAGAAGAAAUAUGGUUAGGGUGGCAUCGUACUUCGCGAUGACGCUGGGUGCUUUCGUGUUCUGGCAGUCCAUGGACAAAGUCCAUGUCUGGAUCGCCCUCCAUCAGGACGAAAAGCAAGAGAGGUUGGAGAAGGAAGCGGAGAUCAGAAGGGUUAGAGAAGAAUUAUUGCGGCAGCAGGCCAAUCAGAAGGGUUAGAGAAGAAUUAUUGCAGCAGCAGGCCAAUCAAAAGGAUUCUCUUUAUUGAAUUCGAAUAUGUUGAAAUUUUGCUGCCUUUUACUUUGUACUUUCCUUCCCAUGCUAUAUUUGGUGCUCAAAUAAAAUAUGGUACUCCCUAGCACUUCAAAUUAAUUGUGUGGAUUUCUAAUGUGUUUCCAUGGAUUUUUUCGGUCAUACUUGAACCUUAUUCUUCUUUACAAGUACGGGUUUUGGAAAUCAA
Vigna angularis (adzuki bean) is the source of this 519-nucleotide messenger RNA. RefSeq lists its product as uncharacterized. The transcript is spliced from 2 exons. The record is from RefSeq and is a predicted model, not a curated record. Lineage: Eukaryota; Viridiplantae; Streptophyta; Magnoliopsida; Fabales; Fabaceae. The coding region runs from base 93 to 278 and encodes 61 amino acids.